Molecule: messenger RNA, 3334 nt
Organism: Ceraceosorus bombacis
Lineage: Eukaryota; Fungi; Basidiomycota; Exobasidiomycetes; Ceraceosorales; Ceraceosoraceae
Source: the annotation of a GenBank genome assembly
AUGCUCGCGCUCAAUUGGACCCCUCCGCCCUCAUCGCCGCUCUUUGACGAGCCAUCGUCUGGCUCUGCUACUCAGGAUGAGCCUCGAUCAGGCUCCAACGGCCCCCUCUCCUCCAGCCCGAAUGUCGACAGUCUGAAGCAGGUCUCUCACUCUUCCUCCACCUCGAGUUUGACCGCGCCCACUAGCAGUGCGCAGGGACGGGGCGCUUCUACUUCCCCACAGCCUCGAAGCUACGCUGCAGCAGCCGGUGAUCGUGCCCCUGCUCGCUCUGCAUCCACUCCAGUACAUCAACAGGUUCAAGGACCUCCAGCGUCACAACUUGGCUAUCAAAUGCCUUCUGUAGCCAAUGUUCACGCUGGCUUUCGUGGUCCCGUGAGUCCGCGUUACAAUGUUGCGUCUUACAUUGCGCCUCCUUCAUUGGCGCCGCUCGUGUCACGCAAAUGCACUAGCCGCGCAGACUUGCUCACUCCAUUUCGCCAUCCUUCCCUUGCAGCUGAUGCCCGGCAUGCCUGGCAUGCCGGCCUUUGGUCAAGCUCCGCCUAUGGGAACGGCGCCGAACAUGGGUAGUCAUCCACAAUUCGCAUGGGCGCAGUACCAACAAAUGCUAGCUGCUCAAGCCCAGGGCCGCCACCCAGCCCCACAUGACCACUCGGGCUCAUCCAACGCAGGCAGCGCUUCAAGUGUCACAGAGGAUGGAAGGAGACGACGAACCACAUCUGGACCACAGAGAGCGCCACCUCUCACUUACAACGACACGCUCACGCAACAAGCCUAUCCCGGUGUCUCUUUUGGGUCCAAUGCGCCAUCACACAUGCGGAACAAUUUGCCCGGCGGCACUAUGGCAUCUUCCUCAUCGCAUUCCUCCGUCGUGUCGUCGACCUCAAACAGCGGCUCGUCGAACGCACCGUCGAGCUUUCAUCCGUAUCGUCGAGGAACCAGUAGGUCUGACGCGAGCGCAUCCCAGCCGAUCCAGUUCGGCGCGGGUACACCUGGUGUUCCACCUCUUCCAGAUGCCUCGGGCUCUCCUCGUCUCCGCUCGUCAAGCACCACCUCAGCAACCAGCGCAAAUCAGCGCGUGGGAGGCGCUCAUCCACCAGUGACCUACUCUGCCGUGGCCGCUGGACGCGCACAGCAGCAGCAGCAGCAGAGUACGCUCGGAGCAGGCUCUUUAAGAGGCGCAAGUGGCCGCAACGCUGGCGUACCCUCCAGCUCUUCCACAGACUCUUUGCCCCGGCGGCCUGAUGGGGCCCCAAGAUCUGCCAGCAUGCGCUCCUCCGACUCCACCACAACCCCGGAUACUCGCAAAGACUCUUUCUCUUCCGUCAGCAGCUCUGUCCGUGGCGCUCCUGCUACUCCCACUGCUCACAGUACCACCUUGGCGGCCGGAGCCGGGGGCAAGAAGCCCUCGCCACUUUCUCGAGCUACGAAAGCUUCGAAUGGGCAGGCCGAAGAUGAUGACGAUCGAGGGGCAAUCUAUGGUGGCAGCGAUGAUGAGACCGCGGACGGUCGCGCGACACCCGUCGCAACACCCUCCAAGAAGGGUGGAUUCGGCAAGCUCCGCAAAGCUCUAUCAUUCUCGAACAUGAAUGACGUUCAACAGGCCGAGAGCAGUCCUGCCUCCACUCGUUCACCUCUUGCUCGCCGUGUGGAGCCCGCGAAUCAUCAGCAAUCUUCUGGUGACACCAACGGAUCUUCCGGCUCAACACGAUCCACAUCGCCUCCCCGCACUCCAGACAACGGUGCUCCCAUUGCUUCGUCGUCAGGAGCCUCGAUCAGUUCGAAGCGUAGUGGAAGACCGCCAAUCGCAGGAUCAGGAGAAGCAAGCGGCAAGCGAAGCCUCUUCAAUCGCAAAUUCAAUUCCUCGUCGGACAAUCUCUCCAUCUCCUCGACAGUGUCCAGCGCCUCGGUCAUGCUUCGGAAGGUGGGCAAUCUCGGUAAGCUGGCAAGACGGAGAAGCCUCGCGGGCUUGACAAACAUGUUCAACAAGGAUCGCGACGCCGGCAGAGAAGGCAUCCACGAUGAUGAUUUUGGCGCGCCAUCUAACGCGCUGGACGAGCAGCCGGCACCCAAGGACAAGAAAGCAGAGAAGAGCAAGAAGGGCGCACCAGCCGCGGCCUCUGUGUCCCACGCUACCGUCGAGCUCGAGUCCGCAGAUAUGAUGACCCCUGCCGCUUCCUACGUGCGACAACAUCAACUGCAAAUGCGUGCCGAAGCGGAGGCACGUGCGGAGAGAGAGCGAAUCGCAGCCGCGGCUCUUGCGGCCGCUGCAGAGGCUGAAGCUCGCAGCGCGAAGAAUCGGUCGAAGACGACUGAUGAUGCAGCCGAAAAUCGUCAAAAGAUGGUCGAGAGGGAAAAGGAGCGGCUCAAGAGCAAACGUGGCUGGCGCAAGAAGCUGAUCGGUGGCAGUAGUGACCCGACUCCCACUCCUGCGCCAACUGGGCUCGAAACAAUGCCUUACACGGAGAACGAGCCAGGAGAUGCGGGAGCGCGCUAUGGGUCCGCCGCUGCUCAGGCCGGACCAAUGGCCGGGUCAAGCGCAAGUGGAUACGAGGAUUCCAAGUACGAUGCUGCAUAUGACGACGAAGAGCUCGAGCCGCCUCGUUUGCCUGGCAUGCGGGCUAGUGGUGAAGACUCUGGCGACGAAUUUGGAGAGACUGAUAGCCUGCGUCACUGGGGCGAAGGCAUUGAGCAAGCAAGGGCUAGUGCUGCCAACGUCAAAUCAGUUCGUCCAAUCCUGAAAAACAGCCUUUCGGUCAACAACUUGCAAGCAGCUGCAGGAAACAAUGGCGGCGGAAGCAGCCCUGGCGGGUUCGAGAAGCCUUUCGCAGGACGAUUACGGGCCAACUCUUACGACGCCAAUCAGUCAGGUCUAGGAGUUGGUGGCGCCUCAGGAGGGGUGCCGUCGAUGUCACAUGUGUCUAGCACACCUGUCGGCACCGACCGGAUCGACGGUGUUGCCCCACGGCCAGAAUCGCCUGCUGCAGGAGACCGAUCAUCUUCAGACACGACACCAACGUCCCGCGUGCCCCCACAGCCUCUUGGACAUCACGCCAACUCGUCGAUGCCCACCCUCUCUCUUAUGAUGAGCCCAAACGGCGGGCCGACUGGCCGUUCGGUCACUGCUCCUCAGAAGAAAAGAAUCCUCUUCGCCGAUCAGCAGAUUUUCCACUCUACAUGGCCUGCACACGUCUACGAUCGUAGAGGCGAGCUUGCCACGUGCAAUCGGCUUACGCCGCUGCUCGCCCAACGAAUCAAGGAGGAGCUCAAUACCUACAAGAUGGAAGAGAUGGCCGUUGCUCCUUCAAGCCGCAUCUACACUCACUUCUUCGUGUGA